Messenger RNA from Hansenula ciferrii, 768 nucleotides. RefSeq names its product ER membrane complex subunit EMC3 (gene EMC3). Gene Ontology annotation, cellular component: EMC complex; membrane. The transcript has a single exon. The record is from RefSeq and is a predicted model, not a curated record. NCBI's taxonomy places the organism in Eukaryota, Fungi, Ascomycota, Saccharomycetes, Phaffomycetales, Wickerhamomycetaceae. Gene Ontology annotation, biological process: protein folding in endoplasmic reticulum. Bases 1 to 768 code for a protein of 255 amino acids.
AUGGCUGUUCCAGAUCUUAUAAUUGACCCAAGUUUAAGGUAUUGGGUCCUUUUACCAAUCUCAUUAGUUAUGAUACUUUUCGGGAUCUUGAGACAAUAUAUUCAAAUUUUAUUAAAUCCAACACCAAAAUUACAACCAUUAAGUAAAAUAAGAGAAUCAGAACAUAUUAAAAAGGCACAAUUAUUGAAAACAAAUUAUAUAAAUUUACCUAAAAGGGAUUUUGAAUCAAGACAAAGUUACCUUAGUGAAAAACUUUCAAAUGGAGAAUAUCUUGCUGAAGAAAUCAAAACAGAUGAUGAUCAACCUAAAAAUCCAUUAACUGAUCCAGGUACAAGUGAUGCAAUGAUGAAUAUGGCUAAGAAUUCAAUGGGGAAUUUCCUAUCACAAACAAUAAUGAUGGGUUGGACAAAUUUCUUCUUUGCAGGAUUCGUUUUAAUGAAAUUACCAUUCCCAUUAACUUUAAGAUUUAAACAAAUGUUACAAUCUGGUGUUGCAACAACAGAUUUAGAUGUUAGAUGGGUUUCAUCCAUAUCAUGGUAUUUUAUUGUAACUUUGGGUUUGAAUUCUAUUUAUAAUGUUUUUUUGGGUGAUGGUUCAAAAAUGCCAAAUCAAAUGCAACAACAAACAAUGGCACCACCAAUGAUGCCAGGUGGUCCAACACCUGAUAAGAUUAUGAAUCAAGAAGCUAAUGAUUUGAAAAUUAUUCCAUAUCAAUAUAUUUUGGAUGAUGUUGAUUCAAGAGUUUUGAAAAUUUAUGGAUCAAAAUGA